Talaromyces stipitatus ATCC 10500 is the source of this 1266-nucleotide messenger RNA. RefSeq lists its product as uncharacterized. The transcript has 3 exons. Gene Ontology annotation, molecular function: protein binding. The record is from RefSeq and is a predicted model, not a curated record. Bases 1 to 1266 code for a protein of 421 amino acids. NCBI's taxonomy places the organism in Eukaryota, Fungi, Ascomycota, Eurotiomycetes, Eurotiales, Trichocomaceae.
AUGAACGUUGAACAUGUGCAUUUCGUUCAUCCGCUGGAUCUUCAAGCCAUUGGCCCAGAACGUACAUUCUUGCUAGGAGCCAUCAGUCUUCUGGGUCCUGGAACUCACAAUGUUAUAUAUCCCUCUUUCAUAAAAGUCCUUUCGAAACAGAAUCGAAAUGACAUGAAACUGUGCCCUAACGGAACAGAAAUCGAAAUGUUCUACCCUGACCUCCUGAACGACUAUGCAUUGCAAUUACUACUCGACGAACAACGAUCCAAAGUCUAUCGCCCAAUGUUUAACCGGGCAAGCGUCCUGCAGGCACUGGCCUACGACCAAAAGAUCAAGGUUUUGACAGCGACAGCGAAAGCUCUUCAUCAAAUAAUCCCAGAUCAGAACGGCGAGGAUACCACGUACGACUAUUUUGAAAUCUACAUCAGGCAUUAUGAUUACGUUCUUGGUCUGGCGACAAACUAUCGGACUUUUGAGAGAGACGAGUUAUUGCAGAUACGGAUGCCGGUUGAAUUUGGUAUGAUGUUACGGAACUUUGCAGGAUUUCUGCGAGAAGUAGGUCAUAAUGAGAAUGCAGUCUAUCUUGCAGCGAUCGGUUUGAAGAUUAUAAGGGACUAUGAGUGCGAUUCAACCAAGAUGUCGACCGAAGCUUCUGAAGAGCAGCUUGACCAGCUGAAAGCCCAUUUUCUGAGUAUUAGGGGUUAUGCUGCCAUUCGAGCCUGUCAAUAUAAUAUGGCGAGAGAGUCACUUGAAGGGUGCAUUGAAAUUCGUCGCAACUUCGUCGGUCUUGUUGCAAAAGUAGACUUGCUACUUGCAAGAGGGCAUCUUGCAUAUCUAUUGGCUGCAGAGGGAAAAUAUUCAGAAGCUCUCGACGAGUACAAAUCCAUAUUCAAGAAGUUUGACGACUCUGACCUCAUGGACGACUACGCAAAAAAUUCGGCUAUACAGAUAGCCACCAUGAUUGGCAUACUACACACGAUUAAGGGAAACCUAGACCAGGCGCAAAGCCCGCUGACGUGGGCAGGUCCUACCACCUUGAAUCCUAUACGUCGUACAGCUGUUGAGCAUGCACUCGGAAACCUCCGCUUAGCAGAAGGAAAACUUUCAGAAGCGAGAAAACACUUCAUGACUUGCAAGCAUGCAUGGCGAGAUGAAGGUACUUGUAUGCACCACAACAAAACAGGACUCGAGUACGCAAUCAGUACACAGUACAAAUUAGCUAUCAUUGAUGUACGGGAUACCCAACCAGGGGGUGGGCCAAGUGCUGCCAAGUAA